Messenger RNA from Lycium barbarum (goji berry), 928 nucleotides. Its product is annotated as dehydration-responsive element-binding protein 1B-like. Bases 101 to 775 code for a protein of 224 amino acids. Gene Ontology annotation, biological process: regulation of DNA-templated transcription. Gene Ontology annotation, molecular function: DNA binding; DNA-binding transcription factor activity. The record is from RefSeq and is a predicted model, not a curated record. The transcript has a single exon. NCBI's taxonomy places the organism in Eukaryota, Viridiplantae, Streptophyta, Magnoliopsida, Solanales, Solanaceae.
AUUAGCUUCAUGUCAUAGUACCAUCACUACUAUACUACUACAUCAUCUCUUUUCUUGAACAAAAAAAAAAAAUUAAACCACUUUGGUCUCUUAGCUUCAUAUGGAUUUUGAAGACGACCAAACUUCUUCUUCAUCAUCUUCCUCCGAUCAUGAUAUUCUUGAUAAUAAAGAUAAGAAUGUAAACCUUUCUUCAUGUUCCAUGAAUAAUAAUGUACAUUUCAAGAAGAGGGCAGGGAGGAAAAAAUUCAAGGAGUCGCGACAUCCGUUUUAUAGAGGAGUUAGGAAGAGGAAUGGAGAGAAAUGGGUGUGUGAAAUACGCGAGCCCAAUAAAAAGUCAAGAAUUUGGCUAGGUACCUUCUCCACUCCUGAAAUAGCAGCUAGGGCGCACGAUGUUGCUGCCCUAGCCCUUCGGGGAAGUAAAGCCCUCCUUAACUUCCCCGACUCUGCUUGGUCUCUCCCUAAAGCUAAUUCUUCUUCCCCUCGCGACAUCCAAAUUGCAGCUUUUCAAGUUUCCAAAGAAGUAAUUGUGUCCUCUCCCUUGAAACAACCUAUGGCAUAUCUGGAGUUAGAAGAAGAAACGACUUGUUUUCAAAUCCCAAAAAAAGAUCAAGAGAAUUCUUCAAUGGAGUUUAUGGAUGAGGAGGCCAUGUUUAAUAUGCCAGUGUUGAUUGAUAGCAUGGCAGAGGGGAUGCUUCUAACUCCACCAGCUAUGAAAAGAGGUUUCAAUUGGGAUGAUGUUAGGGAAGACAUUGAGUUCACUCUGUGGAAAGAUUGAUUCUGUAUGUCUGUUUGUUUUGAGACAUAACAGAAGUAAUUAAUUAAAAGUGAUUAUAUCUAACAGUUUAAGAUUUUAGAUAAGACGGUCACACAAUCUCAACAACAAUUGUGCAUGCAAAAUACGAUAUGUUUCAUAACGAAUGAGUGUCAA